Molecule: messenger RNA, 1031 nt
Organism: Leptopilina heterotoma
Lineage: Eukaryota; Metazoa; Arthropoda; Insecta; Hymenoptera; Figitidae
Exons: 4
Coding region: 168-824 (218 amino acids)
Source: RefSeq, a predicted model, not a curated record
GCAAGCGCCUUUAUUAUUAAUUUUUCCUUUGGUGGCCUUGAUUUAAUCACAUGGCACAUGGCAGGCCCACAUGGCCAUAGACAUUAUUACUCCUUUUGCAAAACUGUUCAGAUUGUAAACAAUUAAUAAACCAAAUACAUAUAACAUAAUUUACUGGAUUUUACAAAAUGAGUUCUCAAAGGGGAAACACUCAACGGACAAGACCGCAGAAACAUCAGAACCGAUUUGUUUUCAAAAAUGAUCUUCAUGAUAAAUCCCACAAAAUGAAAGCCAUAAAUAACAUACAAGUUGCAAAUGUUUGUGAGAAGUGUAAGAAAAUAAUUGAAUGGAAGAUUAAGUAUAAAAAGUUUAAGCCCCUCAAAGCUCCUGCAAAGUGUGCAAAAUGUGAACAAAAAGUUGUGAAACAUGCAUAUCACAUAAUGUGUCAAUGUUGUGCUAGAGAAAGAGAUGUCUGUCCAAAAUGUGGAAUAAAAGCUGAAUUAGUCGAAGGUCAUACAAACCCCAUGGAGCAAUUGAAAUUAGAUGCUGAGUUGCAAUCAAUGCUUAAGGAACUGCCUGAAAGAAAGCGAAGGACAUUUAUUCGUUAUAUGAAUCAAAAAGUCGGGAAUAUAUCUGUUUCAACUGAAGUACAAACUGAAUUGAGUGACAAGAGCAACAUUUCUAUUGAAAGAAAAACUGAAAAGGAAGAAAGUGAAGCAAUGCAUAAAAACUUAAUGGAUAAGCUGAAAUCCAUGACUGUAAAGGAAAGUUUAGAUGAUUGUAUUUCUGACUUAGAUUAUAGUGAUGAUAAUGAUGAAGAUUGUGAUUCUUCAGAAAAAAGUUAAUUAAAAAUUAAACAGUAUUUGCAUCUCAGAAAUUGCAACUACUACAAAUGACAUUGCUACAUGUAGUGUAUUAAGACUACAUUUGUAUAAUAGUAUAAUACAUUUUUCAUAAUAAAGAACUAGGUUUUUUUUUACUUAAAUUCUUCUGUAAAAAUACAUUUUGAACUAUGUUUUAAUAAAAAUAUUAAUUUUGUUUUUAAUUUAAAA